UUUCGGAGGUUGGCUUGCCUCAGGGAUCCAAUAGGACGGGUUGGGGGGCGUGUGUGUGAUCUCCGAAGCUCCCGGGGAUUUCGGUCCCGAGGAUAAAUCCCUAAGGUGCACGCAGACUCUGUGCCCUGGGCACUAACCUGCGCGCCCUCGGGGGUCACGCGGAGCCGCGGGCGUGGGAGGAGGAGCGGCAGCCGUUUUCUCCCUCCGGCACGUGGGACGGGAGGAGCCUGUGGCAAACGCAGCCUCGGGCCGGACCCCUCCUGCCUCUCCGCGGCCGCUUGCCCAGUUCCACCCGCUGCAGGACGUUGGCAUCUUGGACAGCGCGGGGUCCGAACCGUCUAUGGUUUGCUGGCCCCGGCCUCUGCCUCAGUCUAGGAAAAGUCUUUGCUUCCCGUUCUCCCGCCUUUCUUCGAGUCUGUGGCCCGAGGCGCGGCGGAGCGUGCACCAUGCCGCCCACUCUGGAAGAACCGCGGCCGCCGGGAAAAAGAAUUCUGAAGAAUGAUAUUGAAGCCAUUUUGAAGGAGAAGAUCAUGGUAUUGGAUGGUGGUAUGGGGACCAUGAUCCAGAGGUAUACAUUGUCUGAAGAGGACUUCAGAGGACAGGACUUGAAAAACCAUGCCAAACCUUUGAAAGGCAACAAUGAUCUCUUAAGUAUAACGCAGCCUGAUAUUAUUUGCAAGAUCCAUAAGGAGUACUUGAUGGCUGGAGCAGAUAUUAUUGAAACAAAUACUUUUAGCAGCACUUGGGUUGCCCAGGCUGACUAUGGCCUUGAACACUUGGCUUAUCGGCUGAAUAAAUGUUCUGCAGAAGUGGCUAGAAAGGCAGCUGAUGAUGUAACUUCUCAGACAGGGAUUAAGAGAUUUGUAGCAGGGUCCAUGGGUCCCACCAAUAAGACCCUCUCUGUGUCCCCUUCUGUGGAAAGACCGGAUUACAGAAACAUCACCUUUGAUGAACUAGUUGAAGCUUACCAAGAGCAGGCCAGAGGACUUCUAGAUGGUGGAGUUGACAUCUUAUUGGUAGAAACUAUUUUUGAUACUGCGAAUGCUAAGGCAGCCUUGUUUGCACUCCAGAAACUCUUUGAAGAGGAAUAUGAUCGGCGGCCUAUCUUUGUUUCAGGUACUAUUGUGGAUAAGAGUGGGCGAACUCUUUCUGGACAAACAGGAGAGGCAUUUGUCAUCAGCGUUUCCCAUGCAGAACCACUAUGCCUUGGAUUAAACUGUGCUUUAGGAGCCCUGGAAAUGAGACCUUUCAUUGAAACAAUUGGCAAGUGUACAACAGCAUAUGUCCUCUGUUAUCCCAAUGCAGGUCUUCCCAAUACCUUUGGCGAGUAUGAUGAAACACCUGAAAUGACUGCAAUGCAUAUAAAGAACUUUGCAUUGGAUGGUUUGGUCAAUGUUGUAGGUGGUUGUUGUGGUACCACGCCGGAUCAUAUCAGGGAAAUUGCAGAAGCUGUGAAAAAUUGUAAACCUAGAGUUCCCCCUGCAUCUAUUUUUGAUGGAUAUAUGUUGCUGUCAGGACUAGAGCCUUUCAGGAUUGGACCAUACACCAACUUUGUUAACAUUGGUGAACGCUGUAAUGUUGCGGGAUCGAAGAAGUUUGCUAAACUCAUCAUGGCAGGAAACUAUGAAGAAGCUUUGAGUGUGGCUAAAACCCAAGUGGAGAUGGGAGCUCAGAUUCUGGAUAUUAACAUGGAUGACGGGAUGUUGGAUGGCCCCAGCGCGAUGACCAGAUUUUGUAACUUCAUUGCUUCUGAACCUGAUAUUGCUAAGGUACCAUUAUGUAUUGACUCUUCUAAUUUUGCUGUGAUAGAGGCUGGCUUGAAAUGCUGCCAGGGGAAGUGUAUUGUCAACAGCAUUAGUCUGAAGGAAGGCGAGGAUGACUUUCUGGCGAAGGCAAAGAAGAUCAAGAUGUAUGGGGCUGCUGUGGUGGUCAUGGCAUUUGAUGAAGUGGGUCAAGCUACAGAAACCAGCAAUAAAAUUGAAAUAUGUACACGUGCCUACCAUCUUCUUGUUAAAAAAGUGAGGUUUAACCCCAAUGACAUCAUCUUUGACCCCAAUAUCCUUACUAUUGGGACAGGAAUGGAAGAGCAUAAUUUGUAUGCUGUUAACUUUAUCAAUGCAACUAAAACUAUCAAGGAAACAUUACCUGGAGCCAAAAUAAGUGGAGGCCUUUCCAACCUGUCCUUCUCCUUCAGAGGAAUGGAAGCUAUUCGAGAAGCCAUGCAUGGGGUUUUUCUUUACCAUGCAAUAAAGUUUGGAAUGGACAUGGGAAUAGUGAAUGCAGGAAACCUCCCGGUGUAUGAUGACAUCCACAAAGAACUCCUCCAGCUUUGUGAAGAUCUGAUUUGGAAUAAGGACCCAGAUGCAACAGAGAAGCUGUUACGCUAUGCCCAGACUCAGGCCAAAGGAGGAAAGAAAACUAUUCAGACAGAUGAAUGGCGGAAUGGCCCUAUCGAGGAAAGACUGGAGUAUGCCCUAGUUAAGGGCAUUGAAAAAUAUAUUGUAGAGGACACUGAGGAAGCAAGAAUGAACAAGGAAAAAUAUCCCCGACCACUGAACAUAAUCGAAGGGCCUUUGAUGAAUGGCAUGAAAGUAGUUGGGGAUCUCUUUGGUGCUGGAAAGAUGUUUCUUCCACAGGUAAUAAAGUCAGCCCGUGUCAUGAAGAAGGCAGUUGGCUAUCUUAUUCCUUUCAUGGAAAAAGAAAGAGCGGAAAAAAGGGCUCUUACUGGAAAUGUGGAAGAAGAGGACCCUUAUCAAGGCACCAUUGUGUUGGCGACUGUCAAGGGUGAUGUGCAUGACAUAGGCAAGAACAUUGUAGGUGUAGUCCUGGGCUGUAAUAAUUUCAGGGUUAUUGAUUUAGGAGUCAUGACUCCCUGUGAUAAAAUAUUGAGAGCCGCUAUUGACAACAAAGCAGAUAUAAUUGGCCUGUCAGGACUCAUCACUCCCUCUCUGGAUGAAAUGAUUUUUGUUGCCAAGGAAAUGGAGAGAUUAGAUAUAAAGAUUCCUUUGUUGAUUGGAGGAGCAACCACUUCCAGAACCCAUACAGCAGUUAAAAUAGCACCAAGAUAUAGUGCUCCUGUAAUACAUGUCCUGGAUGCAUCCAAAAGUGUGGUGGUGUGCUCGCAGCUAUUGGAUGAAAAUCUAAAGGAAGACUUCUUUGAGGAAAUCAUUGAAGAGUAUGAAGACAUUAGGCAGGACCAUUAUGAAUCUCUCAAGGAAAGAAGAUAUUUAACUUUAGAUCAAGCCCGGAAAAAAGGAUUCCAUAUAGACUGGCUCUCAGAAUCAGCUCCAGUGAAGCCCAGGUUUAUUGGGACUCAGGUAUUUGAAGACUAUGACUUGCAGAGGCUGGCCGACUAUAUUGACUGGAAACCUUUCUUCGAUGUCUGGCAACUCAGGGGCCGAUACCCCAAUCGAGGCUUUCCCAAGAUCUUUAAUGACAAAACAGUGGGGGAAGAAGCCAAAAAAUUGUAUGAUGAUGCCCAAAAUAUGUUGAAGGUACUGAUUAGUGAAAAGAAACUACAAGCCAGGGGUUUGGUUGGAUUCUGGCCAGCACAGAGUGUCCAGGAUGAUAUUCAUUUGUAUGCAGAAGAUGCUGUACCACAAUCUGCAGAGCCAAUAGCUACAUUUUAUGGCUUAAGACAACAGGCAGAAAAGGACUCUGCAAGCACAGACCCUUAUUAUUGCCUGUCUGACUUUAUUGCUCCUUUGGAAUCUGGAGUCCGUGACUACUUGGGCUUCUUUGCUGUGGCCUGCUUUGGAGUAGAUGAACUGAGCAAGAGCUAUGAGGAGCAAUGUGACAUCUACAGCAGCAUCAUGGUUAAAGCUCUGGGAGACCGGUUGGCAGAGGCUUUUGCAGAAGAACUUCAUGAAAGGGUUCGCAAAGAAUUGUGGGCUUACAGUGACAGUGAGCAGCUAGAUGUUGCUGACCUGCGGAGAAUCCGGUAUGGGGGCAUCCGCCCUGCUCCUGGCUAUCCCAGCCAACCUGACCACACUGAGAAGCUCACAAUGUGGAAACUCGGCCACAUUGAAGAAACUACAGGAAUCAGACUUACAGAAUCAUUAGCAAUGGCGCCAGCUUCAUCCGUUUCUGGUCUCUACUUUGCCAAUCUGAAGUCCAAAUAUUUUUCUGUUGGUAAAAUUUCCAAGGACCAGAUUGAAGAUUAUGCUUUGAGGAAAAACAUGUCUGUGGAUGAAGUUGAGAGAUGGCUGGGACCCAUUUUGGGAUAUGAUGCAGACUAACUCUCCUAUCUUCUUUCUCCCACCUAAAGAUAACUUCAGAAAAUAGACUCCUGAGUGCCUUUAAAAACACCACAAUUAGUUAUUAUCAAAUGCAUUGGCCUUCUUAAGGUUUGGGAAGACCGGGGGAAAACCCCAUUUAAUGGUGCAAGAGAUGCAAAAGUCAUCAUGUAUUUAUUUAUUUAUGGGGCACUGAAAGUGAGCUGCUCCUUUUUUUUUUUUUUUUUUUUUUUUCUUUUUUUAAAUAAGCAAAACUACAGAGAUAACCAGCUGUAGUCAUACAUAUCAGAGACUAUGCAAGAUGUUGCAAGAUGUUAACUGAUUGCUUUUAUUUUGUAUUUUUGUGAAUGUUGGGCAUGUGCUAAGAGUUAGUAAAUAAAAUAGAAAGUGAGGUAUUUUUCGGUAGGUAGCUAAAGUACUUGGUUGGCUUCUCAAAAAUUUUGUUUACCUCAUACUUAGAAUAGCAUUUUUACAGAUAAUUUAUCUGGACUUUUUUUUUUUUUUUUUUUAAACUCAAGAGUUCUAGUUUAGUUCAAUCUUGAAUUAGGAAGACUUGGGUUAGAAUUCCACCUCCAAGAUAUACUGUGUAAGUGUUGUGGUUUACCUUUAUCUUAUAGAGUCUUAAUUUCCUAAACAACGGGGAUAAUAAUAUCCACAGGACCUACCUCCCAAGAUGAUUGUGAUACUCCAUUGAAGAAGUAUAGGCAAUGUACCUUGCAUAAGUUGGUAAUUAUUAAUAGAAAUGUGAACUUAAGCCCAAAUGGCAUUAUGAGAAAUGAGACAUUAAGAACAGAGAUAGUUUGCCUUUUUUUCUUUUUUUUUAAUCUUUAUCUCCUUGGUGUUAAAUAUUUGGUGAAUUAGAUUGAACCUGACAGUUAAAUAUCGCAUGGAAGAAAGUGGGCUGCUCUCCCUCCACAAAACUUCAUUUUUAAAGAUAAUUGAGUAUAUUUAUGUCAGAAUGAGCAUUACAAGUACAUGCCAGCAAGAAUCUCACUUGAGUGGAGGCAGACCCAUGGUAACUCAGGGUUAGAGAAAAUAAAAUCAUCUCAGAGGCAAUAUCACUGGAAGUAUUUUAAUUUUAUCUUGCCUAUUUAUCAUUCUGUCUCCACUCUCCUAACUCCCCUCAAAGGUAUCAAGAUUUCUGUGCCAGGAAACGAAUGCUAAGUAAUAUUGUCCCUUUUCAAAAAUGUUUUAGGUCUGCGGCUAAAUAGUGGGCUUUCUCUCCCAACUCCAGCCUCACGCUCUUAAUGAAAACUUUGUUCAACCACCCUUACACACAUUGAAUUCUCCCUUAUUAGAACUCUGAUAAUCACAAUCUCUGUUGUACACAUAUGGUUCAAUUUUUAUUGUUAAAAUAUUUUAUAUGCAUGUCAAACUUGCACAAUUAAACUAUUAGCUUCUUAAGGAUAGGGACAAUGUAUUAUUCUACAGUAUAUCCCUCAUAGCAUGUAAAACAGUACGUGGCAGAUAGGAGAUUCCAUUUGAGAACCAGUAAUCUAGGUUAUGAGAGAAAUAUAUUUCUGGUAGAUAGAGAGCUGACUUAAGCUUCAGAAAAUCUGCCUCUGAAAAAGAUUAGUUGUGUUACCUCAUUCAUUGUUCACUGGCCCUAGCUCCUGGAAAUUCUCAUAAUACUGUAAAUUGCAGAACAGUAGCUAAUCUGCAUUAGGGGUAGUUUCUUCCCUGGACAUUACCUGCAGUGAUAAAUGUGCAGGUCUGGACCAAAAAAAAGCUUUUUGAAAGAAGAGAUAGGGAAAAGGGAAAGAGAACAAGUAUUUGUUAAGUGUCUGUUCUCCAGGUACUAUUCUUUACAGAUGCUUUACAGAUGUUCUUUGAUGAGGUAAGAUUCCCAGAUCCUUCGGCUUGUAGAUCACAAAACAGUGACUAGAGGAAAAGUAGCUUUUACUGUAUCUUGCCAGCUUUGCCAUCCAUUUAUUAUGUAAGCCCAGAGAUCACAUUUUAAGAGUUGUUCUCUCAAAGCAUUUAGGUCAAUUGUUGUACUAUGUAUUGUGUGUGUGUGUGUGUGUGUGUGUGUGUGUGUGUGUGUGUGUGUGUGUGAAAUGAGAAAAAUAUCCUUAUGUGCUUUUAAAAAAAAAACGAUUUUUUAAAAAAAGUGGAUUCCUCAUGCAGAGAUGUUUAAUGUGUAUGUGUUAUGUGUGUGUGUGUGUUCUGCUUCAUAUAUCCUGCAAAGCAUUUAAUGAGCUCUCUAGCAUUUAUAUAUUUUUUAAAAAUCUGACAUGAGAGAAAAGAAUUUUUAAAUAUGUUACAUCUGAAUGAAAUUAACAGCAGUCUAUUUUUACCAUUAAAUGUCUUUUAUCAUCUUUUCUGCCCUCUUGUAGAUGGAAUUAAAUCUUUGAAUCUAUUGUCAAGAGAACUGUAUGUCAAUUGUCAUCUUUUCUAGGGGGAAAAAUCGUGUGUGCAUAUGAAAGGUUGAAAUAUAAAAUAAAAUUUGAAAAUACCCAUCUUGCUUCAUUCUCAUAUGUCAAGCAGAUGGUGUUAGGAAAGAACUUGGGAGAAAUGCCUGCAUCCUGCAGGCAGAUGUUCUACAUUUAAGAUUCCUAUCUAUCUGUAUCUUUACCUGAGGGGUGUCUGGCAGGCCUCCCUUUCCUCUCCUAUUACUUAAUCAUUUUAAAUAAAGCUGAAGGUGUUUUCUCCCUCCUGACUAUCAUAGAAAUGUGCAUUCCAGAGCAUCCCCAUUCAGCUAUUAG
Molecule: messenger RNA, 6940 nt
Organism: Sarcophilus harrisii (Tasmanian devil)
Lineage: Eukaryota; Metazoa; Chordata; Mammalia; Dasyuromorphia; Dasyuridae
Gene: MTR
Product: 5-methyltetrahydrofolate-homocysteine methyltransferase
Exons: 34
Coding region: 447-4238 (1263 amino acids)
Biological process (GO): pteridine-containing compound metabolic process
Molecular function (GO): zinc ion binding; cobalamin binding; methionine synthase activity
Source: RefSeq, a predicted model, not a curated record